AUGAGACAUAGGGGUGAAGACUACUGGACCACCGGACUGUUCAACAGAACCGAUCAGACCUUCGAAAACAUCCGGUGGUGGAGGAGUACUAAUCAAUUUGACAUCAAUAUCCACCAAUUUACUAUUGUUUCCAAUGAGAAUGAGAGUUACUUGACUUAUUCUAUCCCAAAUGGAACUAUUUCCAGGUGGGUUUUGAAUUCCGAUGAUGGGUUCGCCGGCGUCAACGCCGGCGUCGGAACCGACCCCGGUGUUGGGCCAAUUGUUCCCUGCAGUGGGUUUGAUACCUAUCCGGGAUGUAUAGCACCCAGGCCACCAUCUUGUAGGUCUAGGAAUGAAAUUUUUGUGCCACAAACUAUUAGUCUUUCGGGAGGAAUUUCAUAUUCUGAUCCAAAUUGGAAUUUGGGUCUUAGUGAUUGUUGGAAUCUAUGCUUGAAGAACUGUUCCUGUAUUGGUUAUAGUACCCUCUUUAGUAAUAGAACUGGCUGUCAGUAUUGGAGCGGUGGGUUGAACAUUGUUCAAGGCAUUAUCGGCUCUUGGACCACCAUUUUCGUUUUAAAUUCGACUUUGAAUGGGACCUCAUCGGACAACAGUGGCGGCACAUCAAUUUCUAGCGAUUACUGGUGGGUAUGGAUGAUUGUUGCAUUCGUGGCUGUGAUAGUUAUGCUUCUCUUGGCAUUCUUCUGCUAUAUGAGGAGGAAAAAGCUUCAAGAGGAUAAAGAAAGGCACAAAGAAGAGAUAUUACUAGAAUUAGAGAGAUUUGAUCCAAAAGAGAUUGGAAAUGCUGGGAAGUAUGAAGUGAAAAUAUUCAGCUUUGCUUCUAUUUUGGCUGCCACAGAGAAUUUUUCAAACGAAAACAAACUCGGACAGGGUGGUUUUGGUCCUGUUUAUAAG
Messenger RNA from Ilex paraguariensis (yerba mate), 891 nucleotides. The record is from the annotation of a GenBank genome assembly. NCBI's taxonomy places the organism in Eukaryota, Viridiplantae, Streptophyta, Magnoliopsida, Aquifoliales, Aquifoliaceae.